AUGGCCGCACGCACUUUGAGGAUAGGCCUCAUCCCAGGCGACGGCAUCGGCCGCGAAGUAAUCCCCGCGGGCCGCCGCAUCCUCGAAGCCCUGCCUUCCUCGUUCGGGCUCAAGUUCUCCUUCUCGCACCACGAGGCUGGCUGGGAAACGUUCCAGAAGACGGGCGCCGCCCUGCCCGACAAGACGGUUGAGGCACUCAAGUCCGACUGCGAUGGCGCCCUCUUCGGAGCCGUCAGCUCGCCCACUGUGCAAACCAAGGGCUACUCCAGCCCAAUCGUCGCACUGAGAAAGCGCAUGGGCCUGUACGCCAACGUCCGUCCUGUGAAGAGUGUGAGGGGCGCAGCGAGGAGUGUAGACCUGGUGAUUGUGAGGGAGAACACCGAGGAUCUUUACGUCAAAGAAGAAAAGACGUACGCGGCGCCCGACGGCUCCAAGAUAGCAGAGGCGAUCAAGCGCAUCUCGGAAACAGCAUCCUUCAACAUUAGUGCCAUGGCCGGCGACAUUGCGCUCCGCCGUCAGCGCGUCCGCGAUGCGGGUGCAAGCUCCAUUCACAACUCGCCGCUCGUAACCAUCACACACAAGUCGAACGUGCUUUCGCAAACCGACGGCCUCUUCCGCGAGACAGCCCGCCGCGCACUCCAAGACGCUAAGUACGGUCUCGUCGGUGUAGAAGAGCAGAUCGUAGACUCCAUGGUGUACAAGCUCUUCCGCCAGCCUCAGGACUACGACGUCAUCGUUGCGCCCAACCUAUAUGGUGACAUUCUCUCCGACGGCGCGGCGGCCCUUGUUGGCUCACUCGGCCUGGUUCCCUCUGCGAACGUUGGCAAGGACUUCGUCAUCGGAGAGCCAUGCCACGGUUCCGCACCAGAUAUCGAGGGCCAGGGCAUCGCGAACCCUAUUGCGACGAUCCGGUCUACGGCGUUGAUGCUGGAGUUCAUUGGUGAGGAAGAGGCGGCGGCGGCUGUAUACAAGGCAGUGGACGCCAACCUCGAGGAGGCAAAGCUACUGAGCCCGGAUAUGGGUGGCAAAGCCAAGACGGAGGAGAUUAUCGAGGAUAUCUGCAAGAGGUUGUAG
Alternaria arborescens is the source of this 1074-nucleotide messenger RNA. Its product is annotated as Homoisocitrate dehydrogenase. Gene Ontology annotation, biological process: tricarboxylic acid cycle; isocitrate metabolic process. Bases 1 to 1074 code for a protein of 357 amino acids. The record is from RefSeq and is a predicted model, not a curated record. Lineage: Eukaryota; Fungi; Ascomycota; Dothideomycetes; Pleosporales; Pleosporaceae. The transcript has 2 exons. Gene Ontology annotation, molecular function: isocitrate dehydrogenase (NAD+) activity; NAD binding; magnesium ion binding. Gene Ontology annotation, cellular component: mitochondrion.